This is a messenger RNA of Pantherophis guttatus, 2157 nucleotides long. It is a transcript of the gene ATOH8, whose product is annotated as atonal bHLH transcription factor 8. Lineage: Eukaryota; Metazoa; Chordata; Lepidosauria; Squamata; Colubridae. Gene Ontology annotation, molecular function: protein dimerization activity; DNA-binding transcription factor activity; E-box binding. The record is from RefSeq and is a predicted model, not a curated record. Gene Ontology annotation, cellular component: nucleus. Gene Ontology annotation, biological process: anatomical structure morphogenesis; positive regulation of transcription by RNA polymerase II.
CUGGGCUGGGCGGCCCCCCCGACGCUGCAGCAGCGGCAUCAGCAGCGAGAGCAGCCGGGACUUCAGCUGACAGCCUCCCCCGCCCGCCCGUCCGCGCCGCUUGCGCGAAGCCGGGUUUGCAAAUCCGCCAGGCAGCAGCAGAGCAGCUGUUCCCGCAAAGGCGCCGCCAAAGCAGCCGCAGCCGCCGCCGCCGCGUCCGGGGAGAAGCUCCAGCCCGGCCCUUAAGCAAGCAAGGCCAGCCCGGUCCAGCCCAGCCGGCGCCCGGCAUGAAGAACUUGCAGCUGAUGGAGGCGGAGACGCGCUGGAAGCGCUUCUGCCUCAAGGAGUUGCGCGGCAUCCAGAAGCUGAAGCGCAGGAGCCGGCCGGGCUUGCGCGGCGGAGGAAGCGGCUUGAGGGGGCAGGCGGGGGUCCCGGAGCACGUGCGCAGGGCUUCCCCGCCACCCCGGGGCUUCCCCGAAGGCGGGCGAGGAGCCGGGGGGCUGCCGGGGGUCGAGGCGCCCUUCCCGGCGGCGCUGCGCUGCCAGGGGCCGCUCUUCCCCGAGGAGGAGGAGGAGGAGGCGCCGUCGGCGGCGGGGGUCGCGGAGAGCCCCCUGCCCGCCCUCCCUGCCCGGCUCUUGUAUAACGGCAACGGCAACAGCGGCCCCGAGGGCUCCGCCUCGCCUCGCAAGCGGCCGAGCGAUCCGGCCGGCAGCGGCGGCGGCUCGGAGAUCAAAGCGCUGCAGCAGACUCGGCGGCUGCUGGCCAACGCCCGCGAGCGGACCCGGGUGCACACCAUCAGCGCCGCCUUCGAGGCGCUCCGCAAGCAGGUCCCCUGCUAUUCCUACGGGCAGAAGCUAUCCAAGCUGGCCAUCCUCAGGAUCGCCUGUAACUAUAUCCUCUCCUUGGCUAGACUGGCCGACCUGGAUUACAGCGCGGACCACAGUAACCUGAGCUUCUCGGAAUGCGUGGAGCAAUGCACCCGGACCCUGCAGGCCGAAGGCAGGUCUAAAAAAAGGAAGGAAUGACAACCAAAGGGUGGAUUGAGCAGAAGACCUGAGCAGAUGGUUCAUCCUGUCUUCUCAAAAGCACCCGGGUUCCCAUUGAAGAAAGCAGAAAUCAUCCGUCAUUUGAAGACCAGCUAUGGAAACACUCUGGGUUGUGACACCCUUUUGGAGAAGAUGGAGACCUUUCCUUCUGUGGUUUUCUUCUUAAGCCAAUCUCAUAUUAGUAUCUAUGGAGAAACUUCUCCCUCUACUUCCUAGCAAAGACCAGCCCCAUUGUAAUGACGUUGCUAGUGCCAAAGAGCUGGUUGCGUUUCUGUAUUGUCUCCUCAAAUCCAGAGAUUAUGAUCCGUACAUUCUGUAAAUUUCAGUGGUCGGCAAUAUAAAUCAGGGGUCUAUUGAGAUGUGGAAGAAGUCAUGGUUGCUUUUGGUGGGACGCACAUUCAAAAUGUGCAGGUCUUUGUAGAGGAAAAGGGUGGCAAGGCCUGUUUAAAGUAACGGCUGCGGAGCUGAGUCAGAACUGACAAACUUUUCUGUCAGUAAAUACAGUUCUACCUACCUGAAAAUGGAAACACUUAAAAUCAUGAAGAAGCAGCCCGUGUGCCAGGCGUGAAGGAUCAGAUCCACAUGUGAAGGUCUAAUCAAAUUGAUUUAUUGCUAAAAAGUCAAUGCACAGGAAUCUUCUUAACCUGCUUAGAUCAGGAUGGGUGGAAUUCAAGGGAGGUAGGAUUUAGUCCAUUUGUGGCUACGUAGAGAUUCUAGGCUGAUUCCUUUUUUUGACGCCGCCUUCGAGUUCUCCACUCUUUUUCCUACACCAUGCUAUUGUUCCACACAUUUUUUUUCUUCGCCUUUACCAAAUUUUGCUUAUUUAAAAAGAGCCAGCUUUUCUGAGUGAAAAAUUGUGACAAAACAGCGAAGACCGUUACAAGGGAUGGUUUCUUUCUAUUUUUCUUUUAAAAACCACACCAUUUAACCUGAUUAAUUAAAAUGUAUAUUAUCAAAGGAAAGGGAAGUCUGAUAGCCAGAAUAGCAUCAAUGAGCAGAAUAUUCCAGAAAGGUUUAUAAAUGUCACAUUUUGAAUGUCAGAAAUGUUCAAGGCCGUGUAAUGCAAAGGCAUUUGAAUACUAUGUUGUAUAUUUCACUUCAAAUUGAAGUAAAAAAAAAUUGGAGAAACUCA